AUGGAAGUCGGCACGGAUGAUAAACAGCCCGAAGCUGUGAAUCCACUAGAAAUCCAUCCCGAAUCCCCCUCCGAUGCUCCCGGUGCAGAGGAAGAGCCAAAGUCUAGCCCCUCCGUUCGAUUUCAGUCCAAGGUACAAGAGAUUGGCCCUGUGGAGCUGUUGCCCGAAACAGAUCAGACUAGGGAGGAUGAGCAGGGUUCCUAUGGCCACAAUGCAAGUGGCUCAGAAGGCGUGACCCAGGAACAGAUACGUGCUCUUACCAACUCGAUGCGCACUGCCCACCUGCAAGGCCUCCGAAUAGCCAACUUCUCUUACGAGCCGUUCUCCCUCCCGGCGUCAAGGACUACAUCCCACGAUGACGGGUCAUCACACCACACCACCCGCCAACACACUCCGAUCUCGACCACAGGUCCCCAUUCACCAAUGCUCGGCGCCAAGGGCCACGACAUGCAGUCGCCUCCACUAACGCCCCUGGGCAGCGCCCAUGUCGACGGAGAAGCCAGGUCUCCCAGGUUGUCAGGUCUACAUCACGGCUCCGCAUCUCCGCAGGCGGCGACACGGGAAGCCUCGCCCGCCAGAAUGGCCCUGGCCGCACAACGGCCACAACGGCCGGCGUCUUCCGACGACAUCGCGCGCCGCCCAGCAUCCUCGUCAGGAGCGCAUGACCACCCGCUAGCCGGCAAUCACCGGAAUGGCUUGUUCAGCAUCGGCCCAACCACCAGCGGCUCUGGUGGCCCUUCCGGUGGAUCACUGCCAGUGUCACGGGAAUCAAGCGCUUCCGAACGGUCUGCCUCGCAGUACUAUUCGCGUCCCUUCACGCCUUCUGGUGACGCCAAUGAUCCGUACGCUGCCAACAAGCGCCAUCCUCAGAACAAGAUCGAGCCUCGCUUUGUUUUCUCGCGACUGUCGAGAAGGAAGGAUCACUCGCCGACCGCUUCUUCCAUCUCUCUUUCCAAGUACAAGGAUGAGAAACGUCACUCAGGCUUCUUUAACAAUCACCACCACCACAGGUCGGACACCGGCGAUACCGUCCAGGCCGAUGAAGGCUCCGCUUCAUCGCUGCACAGUCGCCAGGGUUCCAUGUCCGAUCUCAAGCGUUUCUUCAAACUCGGCCCGUCUCACCAUCACAAGAUCAAGCGAGCUGUGUCACCAGCUCUGUCCAUCCGCUCUGCUCGCUCCUCAAGGGCCACGGACAAUGCUGGUUCAAGAUCAAACGUGCAAAUGCCUUUUGCCGACGACUCGCUGUCGUCCAAAUACGGAAAGCUUGGUAAAGUCCUCGGCGCCGGCGCCGGCGGAUCCGUCCGCCUCAUGAAGCGAAGCGAAGACAGCACCGUUUUUGCCGUGAAGGAGUUUCGCGCGCGCCAUACCUAUGAAUCCGAGAAAGAGUAUGUCAAGAAGCUGACUGCCGAAUACUGCAUCGGCUCGUCUCUCCACCAUGGCAACAUCAUUGAGACUCUCGACAUCAUCAGUGAAAAGGGGAAAUGGUAUGAAGUUAUGGAGUAUGCGCCCUACGAUUUGUUCGCCAUUGUCAUGUCUGGCCGCAUGUCCCGUCCUGAGAUUGCCUGCUGUUUCUUACAGAUCCUGAGCGGUGUGACCUACCUGCACAGCAUGGGAUUGGCCCAUCGGGAUCUGAAGCUAGACAACGUCGUCGUCAGCGAACACGGCAUUAUGAAAAUUAUUGAUUUUGGCAGCGCUCAUGUGUACCAAUAUCCGUUUGAAAAUGGCGUUGUCAUGGCGUCAGGUAUUGUGGGUUCCGAUCCUUACCUGGCGCCUGAAGUCUAUGACGACCGGAAGUAUGACCCAACAGCAGUUGACAUCUGGUCGCUUGCUAUCAUAUACUGCUGCAUGACACUCCGCCGAUUUCCGUGGAAGGUUCCGCGCACGACUGACAAUUCCUACAAGCUGUUUGCUGCGGAUCCGACUCCAGGCCAUGAUCCCAUGCGGUUGGGCGAUCAGCGAAACAGAAGUUCAAAUGACACUCCUCGAUCAGAAGAUGAAAAGAAAGUCAAGGAAGCGAAAGCAGACGGUGUGGAAAAGGACGUCAAGGAAGCCAGAGUCGGCAAAGAUGACAAGGCCACGAAAGACGACAAAAAUGGAAAAAAUGGCCAGGCCGCUCGCCCAAGUUCCGACAGCAAGGAUGGCAAGGACGAAAAGAGCGAAAAAGACGAUAAGAAAGAGACUGGCAUUGACAAAGCUGGCGACAAAUCCGGCGACAAGCCCGCCGAGAAGAAGGAAGUCAUCAAAGGCCCGUGGCGGAUUUUACGCCUUCUUCCCCGUGAAAGUCGGCACGUCAUCGGUGGCAUGCUGAAAAUCGACCCCAAGGACAGGAUAAAGAUGGGCGAAAUUCUCAAGGACCCGUGGGUCUGUAACACGGUUAUCUGCCUCCAGACUCAGCCAGGAAAAGUGAUUCGAGCAAACACACACACACACGUCCUCGAAGCACCCGCGCCAGCUAUGAAGUAG
This is a messenger RNA of Grosmannia clavigera kw1407, 2463 nucleotides long. Its product is annotated as kinase-like protein. Bases 1 to 2463 code for a protein of 820 amino acids. Gene Ontology annotation, molecular function: ATP binding; protein serine/threonine kinase activity. NCBI's taxonomy places the organism in Eukaryota, Fungi, Ascomycota, Sordariomycetes, Ophiostomatales, Ophiostomataceae. The record is from RefSeq and is a predicted model, not a curated record. Gene Ontology annotation, biological process: intracellular signal transduction; protein phosphorylation. The transcript is spliced from 4 exons.